Molecule: messenger RNA, 1323 nt
Organism: Symbiodinium sp. CCMP2592
Lineage: Eukaryota; Dinophyceae; Suessiales; Symbiodiniaceae
Source: the annotation of a GenBank genome assembly
AUGCAAGUGACCACGUUGCCACGGAUAGCAGAAUCCUUUUGCCAGGUGAGAAGAAACGGGACGUUGUGCACUGAAGACUGCCCGGAUAUGCUGCUCCUUUGCCCGGCAAGCGAGUGUUUCGGUGAUGCGAUGAACCUUACCUGGUACCAGGAGGCCAACACUGCGAAGAAGUCCUACAACCAGGCCUUCGUGGGAGCCUCCCUGAACCAGGAGUGUCUGAACAUGAUGCAGUUCGCCACAAGCCCUGUGGAUGCAGUUCAUCUCAUCUACACGCGGAAUAGUGACUCGACUUUAGCAGUCAACGAGGACUGCAAGGUAUUAAGCUGUCGUGUCCUUGCCAACGCAUUAUACCUCAUGACGGACUUGGAGAAUGGUGGAGCCAAUUGCACGAACCAGUUUCAGAUCAAAACGCCCGAAGAAGCGAGCGUCUGUCCUUGCUCGAGCUUGCUUGCCGAGAUCGAUUCCACGGUACAGGCGGAGAUCGACAGUGUUUGUGGCUCGCGACUUCUGAAGGAUGGAUGCGGCAAAUAUGCCACUACGCCAAGCUGGUGCAACUCGACAGGCGGCAGGCGACUGGAUCUGCUGGAAACUUCGGAAGCGACAGAGCUUCCAUGCAAGACGCCAUCCUGGCAAGAGCCAGCGGAGUUGGCAUCCUUCUUGAACGUUUCAUCUGAGAGGCAGCUUCAGCAGGUGAACAGCGAUGCACCACCAUGGACCGUCGGCCCAUGGUCCACAUGCAAGUGCUUUGAGCAGUGCAUGCCGGGGCUGCGGUCGCGCAUCGUCCAGUGUGGCGGAAGCGUGUGCAGGGGCAGUCAACCUGAGAGCACUCAGGAGUGCACGUGCUCACACUGUGCGCUCUGCCAGCACGCUGAGAUUGUCUUGCACAUCAGCUUGAUCAUCAACUUCUCCCAGGCUGGGAUGGCGCUCAUCCUGGGCCUGGCUUUGGGCUACUUUGGCUCGCUGGGUGAGGAGAAGCUCAUCAAGAUCAGCCUGUUGUCGAAGCUGGCUGGCUUCUUCUGCAAGAAUUUGCCCAUGCUGGAGAACCUUGCCGAUCUUGUGAGCUUGGGUCUUUUCGUUUGGCUGGUUAUCAUCACCUACAUCCCGCCCAUCUUCGAGUUGUACUGGAUGCAGGACUGCUUCAAGAACGAGCUCUUGCGGGUGUCCUGCUCUAUUCCACUCCUCCUGUGGCUUUGUAGACUGAUGCUGGGCCGAUGUGCCAAGCGGUACACUCGGGUACCUCCGCAGCUCUACUCCCCCGUGCGACGCCUGCCUAUGGGGAUCCGGCACCUCAACGCUUUCAUGCGCUGCCUCGGGCCCGUCUGA